UCGUUCGUCUACCAUUUCGAUGUACGAAAUGCGUUCGUUUAGAGAAAUAAUUUAACUAUAUAAUUUCGUAAUAAUUCGAUACUGCUUUUACGCAUACCAUGGAUAAUUAUAAAUGAUAAUAGUUGGUAGUAUAGGACAAUUCGAGCAUUACCAAUCAGAGGCGUCGGAAAAACGCCGAACAUGGCGGUCGCGACGAAUUCGUUUGAUAGCUGGUUAAGCAAAAAAUUACAAGCACUAAAUACGGACGAGGGUGUUUUCGGAUCGUACAUCAAAGGAAUAUUGGAGGGCGAUGAAACGGAGGAUGAAAAGAUCGAGGCGCUUGAAAGCAUACUCGCGGGCAUAACGGAGGACAAUAUAAGCAAGCACGUAGCCGAAAUCCUAAGCGCUUGGGCGGAAUGGUUACCAUCCGAGGAAGUUGCCAGUCCUAACGUCCCUACCGAGGACGUCGAUGUCAGAUUGGCACGUAUGUUGGAGUCGCAGAGCCUUCCGACAACCACUCAAAGAAGUUACACGGAGGAAGAAAGGCGAAUACGCGAAGCUAUAUUGGCCCAGUACAGUCAAAUGUCCGAUGAAGGCGAUAGCGAGGGAGACGGGGAAGAGGACGGCGCAGGGGGUGGAGAUUGCGGAAUCGAAAAGAAUUUGAACGCUGCUACCAUAGCGCAACAAGAAAGAGAAAGGAGAGAGAAAGCAAAGUUAGAAAGUCAAAAAAAGAAAGAGAAAGAUAAGGAAGACAGAGAGAAACAGAAGCAAUUAAAAGAGGAGAAAAAAGAGAAGCGCAAGACACAGAAAGGAGAGAGAAGGAGGUAGCACGAUCGUGAAGAAAUCGUACAGUCGCUUCCUCAUUUUAAAACAAGUGGAUCCCAUUAUGGGCUGAUUUACUUAUCCAUGUUUCCUCUUUCGCAUGCAAAAGUUCAUUAAUCCCUCUUUUAUUAUCGGAAAGAAACACACGCACGAUUUUUCAAGCGAAUUAUGCGAUGCUUCUUCGUCGAGAUAAUACGUACUUCGUAUCUCUUGUGGCAUAAUAGCGAAUCUUCUCGUGCCUUCGAUCUGUCUGAUAUACACCAUCUUUCGGUAUAACAUCUCUCCAUAGAGACUCUCCUAUCCAUUUAUCCUUUUUCUACUUUCUUUACGAUAUCCACGUUCGUUCGUAUUUCGCGAUCUGCAUUCAGAGCUUGUAUACGAGUAAUAUUCACAGCUCCGUUAAAUUUUAUAGUUAAAAAUUGUUCAAAUUAUCGAUGUAUAUACGUAUUGUACUUACCAGUAUGCAUGGCAUACUGUCUUUUUUUUUUUUUUUUUUUUUGAUUAAAUGAAUCACAUAUUUAAUACUGAUAUGUUAAAUAAACUGCUCUAAUCGCUAUAGAGAAAUUUUCUCUGUAAUUGUAUCUCAUUGAAAAUCCUUGCCGUUAAUUGGGAUCAAACAACAAUUUCUCCGUCGUUCGCUAUAAUUUUCUUUAUUAGUAUAUAUUUACACACAAGAUACCGAGUCGAAACCGAGUCAUCUUGGUAUUGCAUUAAUAAUGAAAGACAAACGCAGUAAGAUAAGAACAAACGAACAAAUGAUACAAAAGAUGAUGAUGCUUCAGUAUCGUAUCAUUACAUAUACUUUUCUUUAUACUAAUGUCAUUAUCAUAAUCGUUUAUCGUUAGCAAUUCUCUCUUGUUUGCUAUAAUUAAAGUUGCAGGCAUAAAUUGACGACGAUUCGCACUUACACGACGGUCUUACGCGUAACACAAGGGACCGUCCCGUCGUUUUAACGCGAAAAUUACAAAUCAUCGUGCAUCGUCUCUCGCAGCUCUAUCUCUCUGUCUCUGUCUCUCUCUCUCUCUCUCUCUCUCCUUUCUUUUCUUCCUUUUUCGUUUUUCCUCUUCUCGAUUCGUCGACGUUCUUACUGACACGAACAAGAAAGAAAGAGAAAGAGAGAGAGAGAGA
Vespula pensylvanica (western yellowjacket) is the source of this 1929-nucleotide messenger RNA. RefSeq names its product coiled-coil domain-containing protein 43. Bases 181 to 807 code for a protein of 208 amino acids. The transcript is spliced from 3 exons. The record is from RefSeq and is a predicted model, not a curated record. NCBI's taxonomy places the organism in Eukaryota, Metazoa, Arthropoda, Insecta, Hymenoptera, Vespidae.